CAGUCGGGCUGUUUUUCUGACAUUUUGGACAGUUUUUCUCGUGCGAUUCAUUGAAUCAUUCCAGGAGCCCCAGGAUGAAUUCUCCCACUGUUGAUCCUCGUCGCCCCGACAAGGUGAAUAGAUACAAGCCGCCGGCCAGCAAUGGGCAACAGGGAAAUGAGGAUUUAAUGCCUGAUUACAUGAAUAUUCUUGGGAUGGUUUUCUCCAUGUGCGGCCUUAUGAUGAAGUCCAAGUGGUGCUCCUGGCUCGCCCUCUACUCCUCCUGCAUCAGCUUCGCCAACUCCCGUGUCUGUGACGAUGCCAAGCAGAUCCUCUCAUCCUUCAUGCUGAGUGUGAGCGCCGUCGUGAUGUCUUAUCUGCAGAAUCCCACGCCUUUAACGCCGCCCUGGGCGUCCACCUGAGAUCCGGAGUCAUCCAUGCACUUCCGAAAAAUAGUGGAAAAUUGAAAUAUACAAGUUUAUUUGUUCUCCAAAAGUA
Molecule: messenger RNA, 477 nt
Organism: Phlebotomus argentipes
Lineage: Eukaryota; Metazoa; Arthropoda; Insecta; Diptera; Psychodidae
Product: protein Asterix
Exons: 2
Coding region: 75-401 (108 amino acids)
Biological process (GO): protein insertion into ER membrane
Cellular component (GO): endoplasmic reticulum membrane
Molecular function (GO): protein folding chaperone
Source: RefSeq, a predicted model, not a curated record